AAAACUGCAAGAACAACACUCAAAGCGAAAAAAUAAAUCUACAAGAAAAAAAAAAUAGAGAGAGAGAGAGAGAAAAUACCUGUUUGUUUGUCUCUGCAGAAAUGGCUAUAUGUACAGCACACUCAACGGAUCUUUCCCUUUUAUUAUCUUCCUUCUCAACUUUCUCUUCACUUUCUUCAACUUUUCUCUCUGUUUUUCACAAAAAUUCAAGGUGUGUUCAUAUUUAGAAAUCAUACUCUUUUCUAUUUCUUUUUUGGGUUAAUUCUUUGUUUGUUUUUGUUUUUUUUUUCUUUUCUUUUUUUCUUUUUUUUGUUUGGUGGAGAUUUUCCCAUUUUCAUGGAGAACUUCCCAAAUUCCUUCUGGGUUUCUCGGGAUAAGAGAGAAAGGAAGUAAGAUUUAGAAGGAAAAGAAAAAAGAAAGAGGAAUUUUGGUUUUUGGGGGUUUUUGUUUUGGGUUUUUUCAUGGUUUAGGGUUUAGGGGUUUUGUUCAUCUUAUCAAUUCCUUCAAAAAUAUUCCAAGUUUUUUUUUUUUUAAUGGAAUUGGGUUUUUCUCAGUAACCAAACAGAGUUUAGAGGUUUUCUUGUUCUUGUUGUUGGUUGGAAUUCAAUGUCUUCUCCAUGUAUAAGUGGUGGUGGGAGGGCUUACAAUUUCGAUUUAGAGAUUGUGAAAUCUCCAUCUUCUUCAUGGACAAGAACUUCACAAACUUCAUCGCCAUCUUCAACUUUAUCAGAGUCAAGCAACAAUACAACACAGUUAGCAAUUUCAACUCGAAAAUUAAGAACACCACGAAAACGCCCAAAUCAAACCUACAACGAAGCUACAGUUUUGCUUUCAACGGCCUACCCGAAUGUUUUUUCAACCAAACAUCUUACCAAUCCGCGAAAAUUCACCAAAUCUCACGAUGAUUCUUCUUCUCUCUUCUGUGAAUCUGCUGAAUUGCUUUUGCCUUUUCGAGUAAUCGAUAGUUCUGGAUUUCUCCUUCACCAACCGCUGCUUGAAGAAAAGCCUAAUUCCCAAAUUCAUUCCAAAUUGACCAAUCUUUGGGAAAAUCGACCGUGUUCUAGUCCUGGAGAGAUCGAUUUCCAACCGAAUUCCAUGGAGAUUGAAGAGAUUGAAGAUUUCGAUGCGGAAUCGAUUCUUGACGAGGAAAUCGAAGAAGGAAUCGAUAGUAUUAUGGGGAAUCUGAGUGUGGAUAACCUAGAAAAUGGUAAUUCAACGCAAGAUUCUUGUGUGAAUGCGAAUAAUCAUCAACGGAAUUGGAAUUGGAAUCCAAUCGGUUUAGGAUUCAACCAGAAAUUCGAAUCUGGCUUCGGAUUCCGUAAGGGAAUCGAACGAACAGCAAUUCGAGGAGUCGAUAAUGGAAACUGGUGGCGAUUUCCGACUGUCGAUGUAAUCGAAAUCUCUCCAAAACUAAAUCCAAAACCACCAGCUCCGGCUCCGGCACCGACUCCAACUCCAACACCGGCGGCCGUCUCGACGAAGAAGAAGAAAAAGAAAGUGGAGAAGCUUACAGUGAUUGAAUCAAAGAAAGCCGCAAUUCCAUUACAAAAGGAGAAAUCAGAGAAAUCAGAGAAGCCAAUCCCGAAAUUGAAACCUGCUGGAUUACUUCUGAAAUUGAACUACGAAGCCGUGGCCGACGCUUGGUCUAGCAGGGGAUCUCCAUUUUCCGAUGAGAUUCCAAGUUCCGAUACGGCGGGAAGUGAUGUAAAUGCAAGGCUGGCGAAUAUAGAUUUAUUUACGGAGGGUGGAGGAUUAUUGAGAGAAGCCAGCGUGUUACGGUACAAAGAGAAGAGGCGGACUCGGUUGUUCUCGAAGAAGAUAAGAUAUCAAGUUAGGAAAGUCAAUGCAGAUGGACGGCCCAGAAUGAAGGUAUGGGCGUUUUGUGAGGAGACCUAAUUCAAGCGGCCAUAGAAAAGAGAUUGACACUUCCCUUUAGGAUUCCAUUUUUGAGUUAUCGGCUUCACUUUUUCUAGACCCACCUUUUUCUUUUUCACAAUUAAUUAUUAUCAUCUUCUUUUCUUUUCUUUUUUCAUUUUUACUUUGCAUUAUAUUUUCCAUGAUUAGUUUUUUUUUUUUUUUGCCUUUUUCCAAUUCCAGAAAGCUCAAUGAGAGAAUGGCCACUAAGUAGAUGGUCAGAGAUUCAAUAAAUCUAGGCUUUUUCUUUUUUCUUUUUAAAUAUAUGUAUCUUUCCUUUUUGGAGUUUUGUUUUAUAGUGUCUGAGAAGAGGCUCAUAUAUGUUUUAAUUUGAAUUUCUUCCUUUGGUGUAA
Molecule: messenger RNA, 2267 nt
Organism: Cucumis melo (muskmelon)
Lineage: Eukaryota; Viridiplantae; Streptophyta; Magnoliopsida; Cucurbitales; Cucurbitaceae
Product: protein CHLOROPLAST IMPORT APPARATUS 2
Exons: 3
Coding region: 607-1896 (429 amino acids)
Biological process (GO): regulation of DNA-templated transcription
Cellular component (GO): nucleus
Molecular function (GO): protein binding
Source: RefSeq, a predicted model, not a curated record